AUGGAGCUACAAAAUGUCAGUAAGCCUGAUGAGGCUUUGCCAAAGUUCACUCACAGGCAAGAACAGCCCGUGGACGGUAUAGAAUCAGCCGCGGCGACGCGGGAUGAGGAAGUGUUAGAAAACAUACACGGCCCAAACGGGAUCAGAUUUGCCCUUUUGUUUACGUGUAUCCUGCUCGGAAGUUUUAUGAUUGGUUACGAUACCAGCUGUAUUGCAACACUGACCCCGGUCAUCACCGAUCAUUUCCAUGCACUCAAUUACCUUGGGUGGUACCAAGUAGCAUAUUUGCUCGCUCAAUCCGCAACAAUGUUGAUAUAUGGACAACUAUACUCUUUUUACUCGAUGAAGACGCUCUACAUGGCCUCAUCUUCCGUCUUUGUUGCUGGCUCCGUACUAUCUGCUGCAGCUCCAACAUCUGCUGUUUUUAUUCUGGGGCGCGCACUAAGUGGGUUGGGAGCAGCAGGCAUACUAGCAGGUAUGAACAUCAUUGUCGCACGCACUACAUCACUCAAACAGCGCCCUGUAUACUCUGCAAUCAUGGGCGGUACUGAAUGUUUCGCUCUGGCUUUUGGCCCCUUUAUCAGUGGGGUUAUAACCCAUUACUCAACAUGGAGAGUCAGCUUCUACAUUAUAAUCCCAAUUGGUGUUCUCACCAUUGCUGUUGUCUUCUUUAGCCUUGACCACAUUCGUCAAUCCGGGAAUGCACACAACAGCAAGGGUAGUCUGAAGCGUAUUGACUGGAUAGGCUUCGCCAUAAAUGUGCCGAUGACUCUAUGCUUGGUACUAGCACUGCAGUGGGCAGGAAUAACCUACUCCUGGGGCAAUUGGAGAAUCAUUCUCCUUCUAGUAAUUGCCGCCCUACUGCUUGCUAUAUUCCUGAUCGUGGAGUAUAGAGCUGAAGAUGACAGCAUGGUUCCACUGAAAAUGCUUCGUCAGCGAUCCGUCGCCUUUGCUAGUCUGAUUACUUUUUGCAAUUUCGCGCACCUUGCGGUGAUAGCCUACUAUUUACCAUUUUACUUCCAAGCAGUGCGCGGCGCAAGCACACUUGGUUCUGCUCUGAUGUAUCUGCCUUUAGCCGUGGCAUUGGGUAUUGCCGCACUAGCCGGUGGUCCUUUAAUAAGCUAUAUAGGCUACUAUAAUCCGACCUUGAUAUUCGGCAGCAUUCUCAUGGUUGUGGGAAGCGGGCUCAUAACAACACUCCGUCCUGACACUGGUCCCGGAAAAUGGAUACCUUACCAGAUCGUUUACGGAAUCGGCAUAGGUUUGGCUUUUCAACCGCCUUUUAUUGCAGUCCAGACCGUACUUCCGGACUCCAUGAUUUCCACAUCAUUGGUUGUGCUGAGCUUCACUCAGCAAUUUGGCGGUAUCUUUAUUCUAUCUAUUGCGCAGAAUGUUUUCCUGAAUCGACUUGCCCGCAACCUAACCACGCAAGUACCGGGACUGAACCUCAAUGAUGCACUAGAGAAUGGUGCACUGGGUCUUAUUGAGAAAAUCCCGGUGAAAUUCCGGGACCAGGCCCUGGUUGCCUAUAAUGAGGCCCUUGUGGGGGUAUUUUAUAUUUCCUUGGGUCUUACAAGUCUGGUCGUGGUCAGCACCCUCGGUAUCGAGUGGAAGUCUGUGAAGCGAACGAAGAAGGGAUAG
Molecule: messenger RNA, 1641 nt
Organism: Penicillium longicatenatum
Lineage: Eukaryota; Fungi; Ascomycota; Eurotiomycetes; Eurotiales; Aspergillaceae
Product: MDR family MFS transporter
Exons: 5
Coding region: 1-1641 (546 amino acids)
Biological process (GO): transmembrane transport
Molecular function (GO): transmembrane transporter activity
Source: RefSeq, a predicted model, not a curated record